Aspergillus caelatus is the source of this 1110-nucleotide messenger RNA. RefSeq lists its product as uncharacterized. Lineage: Eukaryota; Fungi; Ascomycota; Eurotiomycetes; Eurotiales; Aspergillaceae. The transcript is spliced from 2 exons. The record is from RefSeq and is a predicted model, not a curated record. Bases 1 to 1110 code for a protein of 369 amino acids.
AUGAUAACGCACAAAGUGCUGACGCUUCUAUUUCUGGUGUUCGCUCUGGCAUUUGCCGAGCUGGAUCUGGGUAUCAAGGAAGAUAUGUCGGUUAGGCUGGGGAAGACCAAGGAAGGGGGAAAGGGAAAUGACAAUGAUGGUGAUCGUCAAUAUGUUUGGAGCUCAAUUGUUAAGCUGAACAAGGACAAAGAAGCGAAGGAAGUAAUCACGGACAGCCAAAUGAUUGCACUGGUGCAUCACGCCAGCGAUGAGAUGAAUGCGGAUGCCGACUUUAAGGCCGCUCCCGCCGCCCUACAACCAUCCGUUAUGACUGCCCUCCUUGUCGGUGAUGAAGUCUACCUGGCUUCGUCUAUGAAGGGCGACUAUUCCUUUAUCUACGAACACAAUGCGAAACCCAAGAAGGGCAAAAAAGCAGGCACUGGAGAAAUCCGAGCCCAUGUGCCCGAGGAGAUUAAAACUGCUCUCGGAAAGGCGAAGGAGCCCCCGAGGGAAAACGAUCAGCAUAAGAAUGACGCCUCCUGUGGAGAAGUAAUGGCCAGCUAUACCUAUCUGCUGAAGAACCACGGAGCGAAACUACAAGGCCAAAACGCCCGGACGAUUGCCUGGAUACAUGACAAGAGCAAAAACCAAGCUUAUGAUCCCUGCGGUACCGGGGACAAGGUAUGGGGAUGUGACGCCUUUUGCACUAAGAUGGGCUUCAAGGUUAUUGAUACCAAAACCCCGGAAGACAAACAGGAGAAUAUCCCCGGUAUUUCCAAGCAUUCUCAACAAGAGCUUAUGACUCCGGCGCUGCAAAAAGAGGUUGCUGAGAUUAGAGACACAAGAGAGAGAAAGAAAGAGGCAGAGAAGAAAAAGAAAGAAGCAGAGGAGAAGAAAAAGAAGGAGGCAGAGGAGAAGAAAAAGAAGGAGGCAGAGGAGAAGAAAAAGAAGGAGGCAGAGGAGAAGAAAAAGAAGGAGGCAGAGGAGAAGAAAAAGAAGGAGGAAGAGGAGAAGAAAAAGAAGGAGGAAGAGGAGAAGAAAAAGAAGAACAAGGGCAAUGGCGGCAAGAAGACGCCGGGCGUGUCAAAGCCAGCGGCGCAAGGAAAGAGGGAGGUGACCUGGCAAGCAUGA